Molecule: messenger RNA, 678 nt
Organism: Cornus florida
Lineage: Eukaryota; Viridiplantae; Streptophyta; Magnoliopsida; Cornales; Cornaceae
Product: F-box protein At3g07870-like
Exons: 2
Coding region: 1-678 (225 amino acids)
Source: RefSeq, a predicted model, not a curated record
AUGGCUGAUUGGAGUGACGAGAUUUACAAAUAUGUCGUUGGCUGUGGGUUGGGCUUCAAUACAAGAACUAAUCAAUACAAGGUGAUAAGAGUGUUUGAUCAAUACAUUCUCAAUCCCAUUACAAGGAAGGAAGAAUAUGACAGUACGAAGGCUGAGAUACACACACUUGGCUCAGGAUCAUGGGAAAGCAUGGGUGAUUUAAUUUCUUUUAACCUUGAUGAUGACGAGCAGUUCCAAUCAGUUCCCUUUCCUUCUCAUGAAAAUGAUGACACGGUUGGUUUGAGUACGGUUGACAAUAUGUCCAUGGGAGUACUACAAGGCUGUCUAUGCAUUUGUGAUGCCUCCGACGGUGAUUCUAUUCAUGUAUGGUUUAUGAAGAAACAUGGUGUUCAACAAUCUUGGACAAAAAUGUUCUCUAUUGAUACCCUACAUGAUGAGAGGUUGUCUAACUGUUUAUAUCUGCCAAUGAAUUGCCUAAAGGAUGGGGCAGUAUUGAUGUUUAAUUAUUCUGAAAGUGCUCUGGUUUGUUUUGACCCUAAAGGAUCAAAAUUCAAAUACCUUGGGGUUCGUGGGGUUAAAUCAGAAUUCGAUGCAAUUGCUUAUAGUCCAAGCUUCAUUCCACUUAAGGACGAUGUUGUUGGAGAUAAUGUGGUGGUGCUGAAUAUCAGUUCAAGGUAA